Messenger RNA from Porites evermanni, 801 nucleotides. The record is from the annotation of a GenBank genome assembly. Lineage: Eukaryota; Metazoa; Cnidaria; Anthozoa; Scleractinia; Poritidae.
AUGGAUUCUUUAUUGAGAAGUUUUAAUCGAAAGAAGAUCGUUGAUCCAAGCACAUUAACCAGCACAGAACUAAACCGCUGUUUAUCAAUAUUUGACCUAACUGUGCUCGGCAUCGGAAGCACUUUAGGUGCAGGGAUAUAUGUUUUAGCCGGAGACGUCGCGAGACAUGACACCGGUCCAAGUAUAGUUCUCUCAUUUUUAAUCGCUGGUAUCGCCUCGAUUCUUUCCGGGUUGUGCUACGGCGAAUUCGGUGCCCGCGUCCCCAAAGCCGGCUCAGCGUAUGUGUACAGUUACGUUACAAUCGGCGAACUGUGCGCUUUUGUGAUCGGCUGGAACUUACUUCUAGAAUAUGUGAUCGGAACAUCGUCAGUCGCUAGAGCCUGGAGCUCGUAUUUUGAUUCCCUCUUUGAUGGUGCAAUUAAGAACUUUACGAUCUCAACGAUCGGAGAAAUGCACGCUUCAGGCAUUGCAGAAUACCCCGAUGUUCUAUCAGUUCUUGUGGUUCUAAUUUUGACUACCGUUUUAGUUGUGGGAAUCAAGAAAACUUCAUGGUUCAAUACGUUGUUCACUGGCAUUAAUUUAUUCGUUAUUCUGUUUAUAAUAUGUGUGGGUGCAUUUUACGCCCGACCCAAGAACUGGUCGAGCAGUUUUAUGCCUUACGGAAUGUCUGGUGUGAUGGCUGGGGCAGCCAGUUGCUUCUAUGCCUUUGUUGGCUUUGAUGUGAUUGCAACCACCGGAGAGGAAGCAAGGAACCCCAGUAGAGCUAUCCCCAUCUCUAUCGUUCUCUCUCUUGGUAAGUAA